Messenger RNA from Sclerotinia borealis F-4128, 2859 nucleotides. NCBI's taxonomy places the organism in Eukaryota, Fungi, Ascomycota, Leotiomycetes, Helotiales, Sclerotiniaceae. The record is from the annotation of a GenBank genome assembly.
AUGUCAAUUCGCCCUCCUGUCAAAUCAUGGUCUUCGACUUUAAGACUACCUAAAUCUUCUUUUCCUCCUCGACCUCUCCCCGCAGAGCAACCAAAAUAUCUUCAACGAUCCUCUGGUGAUCUUUACAAAUGGCAAAGCCGUGAAAGAUCUGCCAAGAAGCCAUUUAUUCUUCAUGAUGGUCCUCCAUACGCCAAUGGCCCUCUUCAUGUCGGUCAUGCUGUGAACAAACUUCUAAAAGAUAUCAUUUGUCGAACCAAGGUUCAACAAGGCCAUCAAGUUGUUUGGGUUCCAGGAUGGGAUUGUCAUGGCCUUCCUAUCGAGAUAAAGGCUCUUGAGCAACAGCGCGAGAAGAAUAAGGAUGUCGGAGGAGUUCUGGAUGCUAUUGGAAUCCGAAGAGCUGCUCGAAAUCUAGCAAGUAAAACCGUAAAGGAACAAAUGAAAGGCUUCCGAGAAUGGGGUGUUAUGGCAGAUUGGGAAAAGGCUUGGAAGACAAUGGAUAAGACAUUCGAAACCAAGCAACUAGCAGUUUUCCAGGAAAUGGUCAAGAAAGGUCUUAUUUUUCGACGUUACAAGCCGGUUUAUUGGUCACCUUCAUCGAGAACAGCUCUUGCAGAAGCGGAGCUUGAGUACAAUAACGAACACAUUUCUACAUCUGCAUAUAUUAAGUUUCCUAUCGCCAAUAUUCCCCAAAAAUUGAAGGACUCCAUUCCCAAUCUGAACAAACUUUCGGCCUUAAUUUGGACUACUACGCCUUGGACCCUACCUGCAAAUAGAGCCAUCGCGUUCCAUCAAGAUCUAACUUAUUCUAUCGUCAAAUAUGAUGAUGAUUAUCUCAUUAUCGCGGACUCUAGAUUCUCUGCGCUUCAAGACUCAUGCUUCAAAGACAAGGCCGUCGAGGUGGUUCUACAAAAUGUCUCUGGCUCUGUUCUCAAAAACUUGACUUAUACCAAUCAACUUUGCGGCCGAAACUCUGGGUUCCAACCUUUAAUUCAUGCAGAUUUCGUUUCGGCUGAAUCCGGUACUGGACUGGUUCACUGCGCUCCUGGUCACGGUAUGGAUGAUUAUGAGGUUUGCACUCGCCUUGGUAUAGCAGCUGUUGCCCCUGUGGAUGAUCUUGGUUGCUUUACCGAUGCUGCUCUUCCUGACGAUCCAAGUGCUCUGUCAGGUAAGUCUGUACUGUCUGAUGGAAAUAUGGAGGUUUUGAAGAUCUUUAGAGAUCAAGUUCUAUUCAUUUCCAAGUAUAAGCAUAAAUAUCCAUAUGAUUGGCGAACCAAGCUUCCUGUCAUUGUCAGAGCCACAGAACAAUGGUUUGCAAAUGUUGGAGAUGUCAAAAGUCUUGCCCUGGAAAGAUUGAACGACGUGGCAUUCAUUCCUCCAACGGGAAAGCAGAGACUUGAAAGUUUUAUCAAGUCUAGGAGUGAAUGGUGUAUCUCGAGACAAAGAGCUUGGGGUGUUCCCAUACCUGCUUUGUAUGACGAAAGUGGUACAGCCUUGUUGACCGAUACCAGUGUUGCGCACAUUCUCUCUGUUAUUGACGAACGAGGAAUCGAUGCAUGGUGGUCAGAUACAGAAAAUGACCCCGCAUGGAUCCCAGCUGGGAUAGAAGGUACAUACCGACGAGGCAAAGAUACUAUGGAUGUAUGGUUUGACAGCGGCACCAGUUGGACGCAAACCGAGCAACGUGCUGAUGUCUACUCCGAAGGCACCGAUCAACAUAGAGGCUGGUUUCAAUCAAGUUUGUUGACUCACACCGCCGUUGCCGAUAGUUCGGAAGCACCUUUCAAGACGUUGAUCACGCAUGGGUUCACACUUGAUCAAAAUGGACGAAAAAUGUCUAAAUCAAUUGGAAACACAAUAGCACCAAGUCAGAUCAUGGAUGGUUCGCUUCUUCCACCUUUAAAAAUGAAGAAAAAGGGCGGAAAUGUUUCUCAAGGACUUGGAGCCGAUGCAUUGCGCCUAUGGGUCGCCAGCAGUGACUAUACCAAGGAUAUUGUCAUUGGCCAACCGGUUCUUGCAUCUGUGAAUUCCUCAUUACUAAAGUAUCGUCUCACAUUUAAGAUGUUACUGGGAUCAAUGCACGAAAAUGCCAGGACUUCACCGGUGACUAAAUUGGAUAAAAUUGCUUUGGUCCAGUUGAGAGCAGUUAUGGCUGAAGUCGAGUCGGCUUAUGAUGCUUAUGAGUUCCAUAAGGCUGUGGGCGCAAUUAAUCGAUGGAUCCAAACAGAUCUCUCCGCUUUCUAUUUGGAAGCCAGUAAGGACAGGCUUUAUUGCGGUGAUGGAGGAGGUAUCCUAGAAGAAAUAUUCCAUGGUCUCCUUAAAAUGUUAACUCCAAUCACUCCUUGUCUGGUUGAAGAGGUCUGGAAUCAUUUACCUGCCUGGAUGGCUGCCGAAAGUCAAGUUCAUCCAUUCCAUAGAGAGUUCCAUGAUCCCAUCAUCUCUCCAAGUCGACUCUCUGUGGAAGAAAUUUCAUCUAUCGAGCAAGAUAUUCCCUGGUUAUUAAGUGCCCAUACUGCCAUCAAGACAGCUCAAGAAGAAGCUCGCUCUCAAAAAACCAUCGGGUCAUCUUUAGAAUCAUCCGUGUUGCUAGAUCUACCUAUCCAAAGCCAGGAAGUAUUCAAACGAUAUGCAGAUGAACUAGACAGCAUAUUUAUUGUAUCGUCUGUGGAGAUUGGUGGUGAUGUUAAUAGAGGAGACUGGAAAUUCUCUGCGCUGUUAUCUCCACCCGGGUCGCAUGAACAGAAUGGGGAAGGAAAGGUAUGGGUUUUACCUCCCAAGGAUGAGAAAUGUCCAAGGUGUUGGAGGUAUGUAGCUCCGGUAGAAGAUGAGCUUUGUGGGAGAUGUGAUGUUACUGUUGUAUAA